UUUACCACCAGCCCCAAAACGCGCCAAAUUUUGACAAACCGUACGUGGACGGAGUUAACAUUAUGGAUAUCAUUCGGUCAGUGUUUACAUACGCACUGCCAUUGCAGGAAUGGCUUCAUUCCUUUGGAACUGUAUGCACAGAAGAUGAUUCCAACAGCUAUUUACGAAAUUUGGAAACAACGAUAGUAGCUUUCAAUGUGGAUGUGCGGGACAAACUUGUUACCACAUCUUCUCCACCUUCAGAGACAAAAGAGCUGGUACUGAGAGUUAUUGAGAAAUUGAUGCGUCAAGGUGAGAGUAAUGUCUUAACCCUGGGGUUUGGAAUGAUGUCUGAUGACCCAGAUGCUCAGGUUUCCUGUUUCACCAACAUAGAAUACAGACAUCCUAACUCCAGUGUCAACUUAUUACAUCAAGGGGUGUGGAAAAAGCUACAUCAAUGUAUUGGUGAUGUGUGGAUGAGAGCUCUGUUAGAAGAGACAGCUAUAUUUACAUUGUGUGGUGAAUCUUGCUACAUCCAAGUUACAGGUAUUCCAAUAUUUGUCAAAGUAAAGUCUACAGGUGGAAUUUCAGUGUCCAAGGGCACAAAGCGAAGAAAUAAGUUUGCUAUGAAAGUUCGAAAGAGCAGUCUGAAAAAAUCAAAGAAAUCAAAAUUAUCACAUCAUCAACCCCAAGCUCAUGAACAAACCGAGAGGAAACAGAGCAGAAAAAGAAAGAGGACUGAAGACUCUGAACUUCCUAAACCAAAGAAAGUGAAACUGCAAAAAUUUGUCAAUCCAACAGUAGAGGGACCUAGAAAUGUAGAGCAGUCUCAGAGUUUUAACCCAUACAAAUACCAUUUGUACAUGACUCAGUCCUAUUUGUACUCGGCAGACCACAGAGAAAAAUACCCAGCAGCUCAUCCUCUGUCAGGUCCUAAUCCAUGUCUAUAUAAGGAGAUUUUCACACUGGAUGUCAGGGAUGAUCCUAGAGUAUCAGUUCUCAAUUGUAAUGAUCAGACGGCCCUGAAAUCUAAAGACAUUCCAUUUCUUCCAUCUUUAGAGGAACUACUUGGAAAAUUACAUGAAAACCACAAAAGCUGUAAAUAUUUAGCCUUCCUGCACACUUGCUGUCCAGUUUCCUCAUCCAGAAAGAGAGUCCAUAGAUUGGGGAGAAGAAACCGAAGCACCCCCACCCAUGUUCUCCUCCAAGAUUAUGUUCCUCCUCAAAAGGUGUACAUCUUUUUGAGGAAAGUUUUCAUCACAGUUAUUCCUGAGGAGCUUCUUGGCUGCAAAGAGAACAGGAACUGUUUCUUAAAAUCUGUAAAGAAAUUAAUAUACCUAGGAAGAUAUGAGAAAAUUUGUCUUGGUGAGAUCAUGAAAGGAAUAAAGACAAAGUCAAUUCCCUGGUUACCUAGGGAUUCUCCACACUGCUUGAAGCUUAAUUUAGUGUCUACUCUGGUGUACUGGUUGAUGAAUAAUUUCAUCACUACUCUUGUUAAGGAUUUUUUUUAUGUAACUGAAACUGCUGUGUACAGAAAUCAGCUGUUCUUCUACAGAAAGAAAGUAUGGUCCAAGUUACACAACAAUGGCAUUCAAGAUCUGAAGAGAAGAGGAAUACUGUCUAGCAUCAAAAAGACUGAAGUUACAUCAGCGUUACAGAGAGGUGAUUGUCUGGGGGAGGCAACUAUCAGAUUUCUACCCAAACUGAGGUCACUUCGUCCUAUUGCCAAUCUAGGCAGACAACCCCCAGCCAUUGCUAAAUCUACUUUACCAAUUAACAAGCAGCUUAUGAAUGUAUUGACUGUCCUUUCUUAUCUCUCAUCGUGUGAUCCGUCCAGUAUAGGAUCAGCUACAUUUGGAACAGAUGACAUUUUCUCUGCCUGGAAAUAUUAUGUUAUGGACUGGAAAAGGAAUUCAAACAGGAGACCAUUAUAUUUUGUCAAAACAGACAUCAGUAGUUGCUUUGAUGGUAUUUCACAAGAAAAACUGCUACACAUCUUGGAAAAUAUGCUUUCAAAGGCUCCAGAUGAAGAUGUAAUCAUCAGAAAAUUUGUGUCUCAUUACGUAUCAGAUGGGAAAGUUGUGUGCAAGUUUAAGAAGAUUGCUGCUGGUUUUGGGGAUUAUAUUCCUGACUUUGAAAAAUUUAUCAAAAAACUUGUAGAAGACAAUAAGCUCAGUAACAUGGUGUUUGUGAAUCAGAUGAUAAACCAACAGAUGCAUCUAGAAGAGGUCUUUGAAAAGUUGAAGUGUCACAUAUUGAAUAAUAUUAUCAAAAUUGGGAGACAGUAUUUUAGGCAGACUACAGGGAUCAGCCAGGGGUCUGUUCUCUCCACCUUACUGUGUAACAUGUAUUAUGGACACAUGGAGAGAACAUUUUUGCCCCCACAGGAAGAAGAGCUCCUGAUGAGGAUGGUAGAUGAUUCUUUGUUUGUCACGCCCUCUAGACAGAGAGCAGAGAUGUUUCUGUGUAAAAUGAUCCAGGGAAACUCUGAGUACAAUUUUUCCAUCAACACUGACAAGAUUUUAGUCAACUUUGCUUAUGAUCACGAAUCUUGUGGCAUUAUGAAAAGGAAUGUUGGAGAUUGGUUUCCAUGGUGUGGAUUGUUGUUUAACACAGCAACACUUGAAGUUGGAAAUGAUCUCACCAGAUAUGAAGGAACAAGAAUGAGAUACACAAUGACAGUUGAUGUUUCUACCUCCCCAGGCCUUACAAUGAAAAGAAAAUUAUUGAUGUCCCUACGACCAAAAUGCCAUGCAAUUUUCCUUGAUACUGAGUUGAACUCCUUAGAGGUGUGCCUGUCUAACAUAUACAGACUCUUGUUGCUGACGGCCUUUAAGUUCCAUUGUUAUUCUUCAUGUCUGCCAGAGAAACAAAGAGUCCAUGAUAAUCCAGGCUUCUUUCAUGCCCUGAUCAAUGAUAUAGGUUCCUAUCUCUGUUCUCAGGCAGCCAUGCAAUGUACAAGAAAGUUUGGAGACAGAUUUGUUUUUGAAGUUCCUAAAGGAGUAGUGGAAUGGUUAUGUUGGUAUGCGUUUUUGAUAAAGAUGAAAUGUCACUCAUUGAGCUACAAGGAACUGAUUCAAAUGAUAAGCCAGUCUGUGAAGCAAAAGGAAAAACUUCUUCAUGCAGAGGAUAAGCAUGCCUCUGUUACUCUUAGAAGAUUGUGUAGACAAAUUCCUGUGGAGCUGGAGAAAUUGAAAAAUUAAAACUGAGACAUUAAUACAUUCACCGUUGCAUCCUUAAUAAUUUCAUCCAGCAAGAGAUUAGAUAUAAACAUGGAAGACGUCGUGAUAUCUGAUGAUGGAACAGAAGAUGAAGAGGACCAGAAGCAAAUACAG
This is a messenger RNA of Saccostrea cuccullata (small rock oyster), 3314 nucleotides long. Its product is annotated as telomerase reverse transcriptase-like. The transcript is spliced from 32 exons. Gene Ontology annotation, biological process: telomere maintenance via telomerase. Gene Ontology annotation, cellular component: telomerase catalytic core complex. The coding region runs from base 63 to 3182 and encodes 1039 amino acids. The record is from RefSeq and is a predicted model, not a curated record. Lineage: Eukaryota; Metazoa; Mollusca; Bivalvia; Ostreida; Ostreidae. Gene Ontology annotation, molecular function: telomeric repeat DNA binding; telomerase RNA binding.